Messenger RNA from Microstroma glucosiphilum, 1729 nucleotides. RefSeq lists its product as hypothetical. Gene Ontology annotation, biological process: negative regulation of programmed cell death; negative regulation of glycolytic process; regulation of pentose-phosphate shunt. The record is from RefSeq and is a predicted model, not a curated record. The transcript has a single exon. Lineage: Eukaryota; Fungi; Basidiomycota; Exobasidiomycetes; Microstromatales; Microstromataceae. Gene Ontology annotation, molecular function: fructose-2,6-bisphosphate 2-phosphatase activity. The coding region runs from base 68 to 1564 and encodes 498 amino acids. Gene Ontology annotation, cellular component: cytosol.
UGACUUGUACAUCACCCUCUUGCUCUCUCGAGUCUCAGACCCUUCUGAGCAAGAGCAAGGGAAGUCGAUGUCGAUGGAGCUGCAGGCAGCAUGGUCCUCUAUACCCUCAGCCUCAGCAGGACCUCGUGCCUCCUCGACUACACCGCCAUCCUCGCCUGCAGCAAUAGCGAGCUCCCUCUCCGAUCCUUCUCCAGUCCCGAUCCCGGUCCCCAGCUCGCCACCACCAGAAUCUUCAAUAGCAGCAGCAGCAGUAGCAAACCCUCCAGCAUCUGCCAGCACGGUUUCAGAAACGCAGCAACAGGCCCAGUCCCAAGCUGAAUCUGGAGCCCGCCCUGCAGUCCGAGCGCGAGUCAUCCUCAUCCGCCACCCACAGACAGAGGCCAAUGCCGCCCACCUCUUACAAGGCACUACCGACUCUCCCUUGACUCGGCUGGGGGAGGAGCAGGCGGGGGCGCUUGCGGGUUGGUUUGCUGAGAUUAAUAGGGAGAAAGAGCUGGAUGACACAAUGGACAGAGAUGUGGACAUGGACGUACGGCUUAUCGUGCACAGCCCCCUGGGACGUACGACCCGAUUGGCCAGCUUGAUCCACACAGCACUCUGCGACCAAUGCACCACCUCUUCCUCUUCCUCCUCCCCACCUGCAUCGCCCGUCGCGCUCCGUGCCUCCCUCGACCUGCAAGAGAAGUCCUUCGGCCCCCUCGAAUGUACCCGCCGAGGUCAGCACGCAGGACCGAGAUGGCCUCGAGCUCCAUCGGGGGCCAAGCAGGAGGGGAGGGAGGAGUUCUCCAAGAGGGUUAGGAGGGCAGGGAUGCUUUGGAUUGGGAAGGCUCUGGAGAUGGCUAAGCAGGGAGAGGAAGAGAAGGAGCCAGAAGACGAGGAACAUGGUGCUUCUGUAGAGACAGAGAAAGAGGGACUGGAAGUUGGGGAUGAGCCCACGAGUGACAGGGGUGGGACUCCCCCUCCUCCUUCUCCUUCUCGGCAACGACCACGGCGACGCAAGGGCAUCCCGACAAUCCUAAUCGUCACGCACGGCCUCUUCAUCUCCACCUUCUUCAAAGUCUUCCCCGUCCUCCCUCCUCUUCGCACCUCCAAAUCUUCAUCCCCACAAGCUCGAGGGAGCGCUUCUACAGAAGUAAAAAGAGGAGGAGGAGGAAGAGGAGGAGAAUUAGGAAGCGAUAGCCGUAUUCCCUUUGCCUCCAAUACGGGAAUGUACUUGCUGGACCUCUCGGCACCGAUUUCCCCCUCCCCUUGUCCUGUUCCUCCUUUCUCCACAGCAGCGGGCUGUACGCUCCGUCUCCUCAAGGCAAACUGGACACCGCACCUUCCCUCCACGACUACGCCAGGGGCUCCAGGAGGAGGAGGAGGUGGUGGGGGUGGGGGUACGAAGAGGACGGGCAGAGAGGCGUUGGCUUCUGCUGCUCGCGAUCCAAAGCAGAGGAGAUUGGAUGGGGUGGGUGGAUUCUUCUCUAAGCCUGCAGGUACAGCGACGACGAUGGCGGAGAGUGGGUCACAGGAGGACAAGAGGGCGAGGAGUGGGUCACAUGAGGAUAAGGAGACGAGGUAGAGGUAGAGAAAGUGGACUCAAGGUUUACCACGUGCUUGUCCACGCUUCGAUCAAGCUGUACUUGUAGCUAUACCCCCAUUCCACACUCACUCGAAAGCUCCUGAGAGAGCAAUGUAUCAUAUACCCGACUGCACCUCGAGCGGAGCGGAGGGGACUCGAUCGACC